Fragaria vesca subsp. vesca is the source of this 608-nucleotide messenger RNA. RefSeq names its product peptidyl-prolyl cis-trans isomerase FKBP12-like. The record is from RefSeq and is a predicted model, not a curated record. The transcript has 5 exons. The coding region runs from base 39 to 377 and encodes 112 amino acids. Gene Ontology annotation, molecular function: peptidyl-prolyl cis-trans isomerase activity. Lineage: Eukaryota; Viridiplantae; Streptophyta; Magnoliopsida; Rosales; Rosaceae.
AACCCUAAAUCGAAGCAGCACCGCACCGAGAAAAGAAGAUGGGAGUGGAGAAGGAAGUUCUGAGCGCUGGAACUGGUCCCAAACCGGUACCAGGUCAAAAGGUCACCGUUCACUGCACUGGUUAUGGAAAAAAUGGUGAUCUCAAUCUCAAGUUUUGGAGCACUAAGGACCCUGGUCAGCAGCCUUUCAGCUUCAAAAUUGGCCAAGGUUCUGUUAUAAAAGGGUGGGAUGAAGGUGUCCUUGGAAUGCAAGUUGGAGAAGUUGCUCGCCUGCGGUGCUCUCCAGACUAUGCAUAUGGAUCUGGCGGAUUUCCUGCAUGGGGGAUACAACCUAAUUCAGUUUUGGUUUUUGAGAUUGAAGUUCUAAGCUUGGAGUGACAUCAGGGAAGAGUGGAAAUAUCUGCAAUUCCAUAUGAUGUGUUAUCCUAAGUAGCCUGCUUUUCCAUGGACAUGUCCAAUUUAUAUGAAAGUAAAAUGUUAUAUUCAAAUAUUGGUAAGUAUGGCAUUGUUCAGUGUAUUCUGCGGCAUGGAUCAGCUGAAACUGUACCCUGAUAUGAAAUGAUUUGUCAAGUUUUGGCAUUUCUGAAAAUUAUAAAGCAUUUAUUCUGA